AUGGCUCUAUCACGCCUCUCGUCACGAUCCACCGGCAUCUCUCGUCCCUUCUCCGCCGCUUUCAGCCGUUUUCUCUCAACGGACACAACGCCGAUCACAAUCGAGACUUCGCUUCCCUUCACCGCUCACCUAUGUGACCCACCGUCUCGCUCCGUCGAAUCUUCCAGUCAAGAGCUUCUCACUUUCUACCGUACAAUGGCUCUGAUGCGUCGGAUGGAAAUUGCAGCCGAUUCGCUUUACAAAGCCAAGCUAAUCCGAGGGUUUUGCCAUCUCUACGACGGCCAGGAAGCUGUAGCUAUCGGCAUGGAAGCUGCGAUCACGAAGAAGGAUGCAAUCAUCACGGCUUAUCGAGAUCACUGCCUUUUCCUAGGUCGUGGUGGUUCGCUACACGAAGUUUUCUCAGAGCUUAUGGGUAGGCAAGACGGUUGCUCUAAAGGGAAAGGUGGAUCGAUGCAUUUCUACAAGAAGGAAUCGUCGUUUUACGGUGGACAUGGGAUUGUCGGUGCUCAGGUUCCAUUAGGUGUUGGUAUUGCUUUUGCUCAGAAGUAUUCUAAGGAUGAGGCUGUGACGUUUACCAUGUACGGUGAUGGUGCUGCGAAUCAGGGACAGCUUUUUGAAGCUCUGAAUAUUGCUGCUCUUUGGGAUUUACCAGCAAUUCUUGUCUGCGAGAACAAUCACUAUGGAAUGGGAACUGCUGAAUGGAGAGCUGCUAAGAGUCCAUCUUACUACAAGCGUGGUGAUUAUGUUCCUGGUUUGAAGGUAGAUGGUAUGGAUGCAUUUGCUGUCAAACAAGCUUGUAAAUUUGCUAAGGAUCAUGCCUUGGAGAAGGGACCGAUUAUUCUUGAGAUGGACACAUACAGGUACCAUGGUCACUCCAUGUCUGAUCCUGGGAGCACAUACCGUACACGAGAUGAGAUAUCUGGUGUGAGGCAGGAACGGGAUCCAAUUGAGAGAAUAAAAAAGUUGGUACUAUCUCAUGACAUAGCGACCGAAAAGGAGCUUAAGGAUAUGGAGAAGGAAAUAAGAAAAGAAGUAGAUGACGCCAUUGCCAAAGCUAAGGAUUGCCCAAUGCCAGAGCCUUCCGAGCUAUUUACCAAUGUGUAUGUGAAGGGAUAUGGCACCGAGUCAUUUGGACCUGACAGAAAAGAAGUCAAAGCUGCGCUUCCAUAA
Molecule: messenger RNA, 1170 nt
Organism: Arabis nemorensis
Lineage: Eukaryota; Viridiplantae; Streptophyta; Magnoliopsida; Brassicales; Brassicaceae
Source: the annotation of a GenBank genome assembly